ACUUUAUGUAUGUUGCCUAUUUUGUAGCAGUCACAACCUCCCUUAUUUGCUCAUACUUUGUGAUGCUAUAUGGACUCAAGUAUGGCUACAACGAAAGUGUAGCAUGGUUCAUUUCUUUCUGCACGUCAUUCUUCCAGAGUGCACUUGUUACAGAACCAAUCAAGGUUUUAGCUGUAGCGUUCCUGCUCACUAUGAUAUUCAGACAAAGCAUGAUGUAUGACAGUGGAAAGCAACACCAAACAACAGAUGAACAGGAGGAGCUCCACAUGCAGGAUGAUUAUAUGGAAUCAUCUGCACACUAUAUAGCACCUAUGUCACAUCGCUUCCUUAAAAACAUUCGUACUCGAAUCAUCAUGGACCAGCGCUCUUGGGAGAUCCUGGUGGAAAUCCUGCUGUAUUUCACAUUUGUUGCCAUAGUGUUCCUGGUAGUUUUGGGCCAUAGUGAUGUGAAAGAGUCCUACAGUGUUACCAAAAGCAUUGAGAAUACCUACAUCCGUACAUUUGAAAACAACCGAACUGCAUAUUUUUAUGAAGUAACUGAUUCACACACUAUGUGGGGAUAUUUGAAUGAUACGUUUUUGGGAAAUGUCAAUCUUGGGUCAUCUCCAUUGUCAAAUACAGUAUCAUUUCUUGUGGGAAGAUCAAGAUUGAGACAAAUAAGGAUACGCAAAGAACCUUGUAUCUCCUUUUUGGAUUGGAAGUCGAGAUUAAAUUCAGCAGAAGAGUGUUUUCCACCCUAUAGUUAUGGUGCUGAAGAAUCUCGUUCUUACACUGAAAACUGGGAAACUGAAACAACUGACAAAGAGAUAACAAAGUGGACAUAUCAGUCUGGAUCUAGCUUAGACACCCUUCCAAUCAUGGGAAGACUCGACACCUAUCCUGGUGGGGGGUAUAUUCUUCAGUUACCCAGAAAUCCCUUCAAGGCACGAGAUCUUAUAGAAAAAGUUAAACACACAAAGUGGAUUGAUCAACAGACGCGGGUGGUGUUUGUGGAAUUCACUCUCUUCAACCCAAAUGUCCAGCUGUUCACUGUAGUGGUGCUGAUGUUUGAAUACUCCAACACUGGUUUCGUCUUUCCCUACCAUCUGAUUUACACGGCUAACUUCUAUCACUACCAGAAUGAAUUUGAGACCUUUGUUGCCGUUGUUGAGAUCCUCUUUGUUAUAUAUCUGUUUAUUUUUACUUAUGCUGAAGUAAAAAAAUUCCUUAAAAUGAGAUGCCUUGACUACUUCAACGAGCCAUGGACUUUUGUGGAACUAACCAUUUUGUGUUUAACAUACUCCAUUAUUGCUCUGUUUGUUAAUCGGCUUCUUGUGUGUAAUAAUCUGAUGGAAACUUUUUCAGACUCUUUUGAGAAGUUUGCUAAUUUUCACACUGCUGCAUUUUAUGAUUCCUUACUGAGAUACGUUAUGGCAACUUUAAUCUUAUUAGUAAUUCUCAAGUUCUUCAAACUGCUUCGUUUCAAUGUAAGAUUGUCCAUGCUUGCACAAACACUUCAUUCCGCAAGAGGAAGUCUGAUCGCAUAUUCGUUUGUUCUGUUUGGAUUUGCCAUGGCAUUUGCUAUAUUUGCUGUUCUCGUGUUUGGCACUACGCUUGAAGGGUACAGAAAUUUUCCAAGGACAGUUAUAACUAUGUUCCUUUUUAUAAUGGGCAAGCCCGAUUACUAUGGUCUUUAUGAAGGCAAUGCUUUUUUUGGUCCAUUGUUUUUCUUUCUCUUUAUAUUGACAUUUCAGUUUCUGUUGUUGCAGUAUUUCAUUACUCUUCUCAUGGAUUCAUUUCAUACUAUCAGGAUUCAGAUUGCCUCAGUAAAACCUGAGGUUCACGUGGUUCAGUACGUUCUCAGGAAACUUCGUUUGAUAACGAUGCUUGAUUCACAAAAAAGGCACGAAAAAACGUAAAAUUGUUGAAGAUUUCUAAAACCUGGUUGUUAACUGUGUCAGCCAUAUUUCGUCUUGAUCUGUAACGUUUUAAAAAUAACAGCAGGACAUAGUUUACUUCCUGUUUUGAGCCUUGGUGUCUGUUACCUUGUAAUAAACACUGAACAACUGUGUGUAGACAUCUUCACACACACAACAAAGACUUAAACAGUGAACAUCGUAAUGCUUUCUAUGCUUCAUUAAGACAACCGUGUAUAAAUAGAGAUAUACUGUUAACAACAUUCAUAAAGACAUAUUAAGAGGACAUGAAAAUUUGUCAUCGACAUGCUAUACAUGUUAACAAUGUCAUUACAUAUAACAAUGGCUUUGGGAAAAUAGCCAUUUAAACUUUAUAUUGUGUGUUUGUUCAUGCAUGUGUUUAAUUAAAUGCUUUCUGAUGAUAAUGUUGCUUCCUUGCUUUGUUUUAGGACGUUGUAUCUCCUUUUUGGAUUUGAAGUCAAUACUAAAUUCAUUAGAAGAGUGUUUUCCACCCUAUAGUCAUGGUGCAGAAGAAUGUCAUUCUUACACAACAAAUUGGGAAAAUGAAACGACUAAAGAAGAGAUAACAAUGUUGACAUAUCAGUCUGGAUCUAAAUUAGACACCCUUCCAAUUAUGUGAAGACUCGACACCUAUCCUGGUGGGGGAUAUAUUAUUCACUUUCCAAUUAUGUGAAGACUCGACACCUAUCCUGGUGGGGGAUAUAUUAUUCACUUUCCAAUUAUGUGAAGACUCGACACCUAUCCUGGAGGGGGAUAUAUUAUUCAGUUUCAAAUUAUGUGAAGACUCGACACCUAUCCUGGUGGGGGAUAUAUUAUUCAGUUUCAAAUUAUGUGAACACUCGACACCUAUCCUGGUGGGGGAUAUAUUAUUCAGUUUCCAACAAAUCCAUAUAUGGCACGAGAUCUUGUAGAAAGUGGAUUGAUGAACAGACACGGGUGGUGUUUGUGGAAUUCACUCUCUUCAACCCAAAUGUCCUGCUGUUUAUUUUAGUGGUGGUGCUGAUGUUUGAAUACUCCAACACUGGUUUCAUGUUUCCCUACCAUCUGAUAUACACGGCUAACUUCUAUCACUACCAGAAUGAAUUUGAGACAUUCGUUGCUAUUGUCGACAUUCUCUUUGUUAUAUAUCGGUUUAUUUUUACUUAUGCUAAAUUAAAACAAUUUCUUAAAAUGAGAUGCCUAGACUACGUCAAUAAGCCAUGAAAUUUCACUGAGCUAACCACUUUGUGUUUAGCAUACUCCACUAUUGCUCUGUUUGUUAAUUGGCUUCUUGUGUCAGACUGAUUUCGAAAGGUUUACUCAUUUUCACACAGCUGUAUUUUAUGAUUCCUUACUGAGAUAUGUUAUGUCAACUUUAAUCCUGUUAAUAAUUCUUAAGUUCUUCAAACUGCUUCGUUUCAAUGUCCGAUUGUCUGUGCUUGCACAAACACUUCAUUCCGCAAGAGGAAAUCUGAUCGCAUAUUCGUUUUCUCUGUUUGGAUUUACCAUGGCAUUUGCUAUAUUUGCUGUUCUUGUUUCUGGCACUAUGCUUGAAGGAUACAGAAAUAUUCCAAGGACAGUUAUAACCAUGUUCCUUUUUAUGAUGGGCAAGUCCGAUUACUAUGGUCUUUAUGAAGGCAAUGCUUUUUUUGGUCCAUUGUUUUUCUUUCUCUUUAUAUUGACAUUUCAGUUUCUGUUGUUGCAGUAUUUCAUUACUCUUCUCAUGGAUUCAUUUCAUACUAUCAGGAUUCAGAUUGCCUCAGUAAAACCUGAGGUUCACGUGGUUCAGUACGUUCUCAGGAAACUUCGUUUGAUAACGAUGCUUGAUUCACAAAAAAGGCACGAAAAAACGUAAAAUUGUUGAAGAUUUCUAAAACCUGGUUGUUAACUGUGUCAGCCAUAUUUCGUCUUGAUCUGUAACGUUUUAAAAAUAACAGCAGGACAUAGUUUACUUCCUGUUUUGAGCCUUGGUGUCUGUUACCUUGUAAUAAACACUGAACAACUGUGUGUAGACAUCUUCACACACACAACAAAGACUUAAACAGUGAACAUCGUAAUGCUUUCUAUGCUUCAUUAAGACAACCGUGUAUAAAUAGAGAUAUACUGUUAACAACAUUCAUAAAGACAUAUUAAGAGGACAUGAAAAUUUGUCAUCGACAUGCUAUACAUGUUAACAAUGUCAUUACAUAUAACAAUGGCUUU
Messenger RNA from Gigantopelta aegis, 4097 nucleotides. RefSeq names its product polycystic kidney disease protein 1-like 2. Gene Ontology annotation, cellular component: membrane. The coding region runs from base 6 to 1898 and encodes 630 amino acids. The record is from RefSeq and is a predicted model, not a curated record. Gene Ontology annotation, molecular function: calcium ion binding. The transcript is spliced from 4 exons. Lineage: Eukaryota; Metazoa; Mollusca; Gastropoda; Neomphalida; Peltospiridae.